AUGCCAGGACACGAUUGGGAGUCUAUGUGGGCUGCCGGCCUCGAGCCAGGGCAGGCUUUCGAUGCCAGCAGGGUCGAGCCCGCGUUCCUCGACCUCAUAAUGACAGGGACGCUACCUAAAGGAGACGCGCUGGUUCCUGGAUGUGGCAGAGGGUACGCGGUGGCAGCUCUGGGGUCAGCCGAAAGGAAAGUCACGGGGUUGGAGAUUUCGGCCACAGCGAAGGCCGCUGCGGACACGUACCUGUCCACGGCCAAAGCCGGCGACGGCAGCGCAGCCUCCGAGCACUGCACCGUUGUGGUGGACGACUUCUUCACCCAUACGGGACGGUACGAUCUGGUCUACGAUUGCACCUUUCUCUGCGCCAUUCCCCCUAGUCGUCGAGAGGAGUGGGCUGCGCAGAUGUCCAAGCUCAUAAAGCCCGGGGGUGAGAUUGUGUCGCUGGUGUUCCCCUUGGGCGACUACGAGGGCGGACCGCCGUUCGCGCUGUCAACGACAAUCGUCGAGGAUUUACUCUUACCCGCGGGGUUCGAGCGUGUCAGCCUGACCAAGGUGCCCGAGGAGAAGCUUGCGCGAACCGCCCCGCGCGGCGAACGAGGAGAGUACCUCUACCGCUGGAAAAGGCUUUAA
Messenger RNA from Micromonas commoda, 627 nucleotides. RefSeq lists its product with no specific name. The coding region runs from base 1 to 627 and encodes 208 amino acids. The record is from RefSeq and is a predicted model, not a curated record. The transcript has a single exon. Lineage: Eukaryota; Viridiplantae; Chlorophyta; Mamiellophyceae; Mamiellales; Mamiellaceae. Gene Ontology annotation, molecular function: S-adenosylmethionine-dependent methyltransferase activity.